Molecule: messenger RNA, 2154 nt
Organism: Lachancea mirantina
Lineage: Eukaryota; Fungi; Ascomycota; Saccharomycetes; Saccharomycetales; Saccharomycetaceae
Source: the annotation of a GenBank genome assembly
AUGCCUGUUGGAUCGCAAGAACGGGCAAAAAAGGAGAUGAAGGAGGCCUUUGUUCCAAAAUAUUGCAAGAGGAGAAGCUCAGGCUCUUCAAGACCUGCAAUUGGCUCCUUCGACAAGGUUCAGCUUACGAAGCUCCUCAUAGAUACUUUGCAUGAAAUUGGGUAUUCAGAAUCCGCGAGGCAAUUGCAAAAAGAAAGUGGUGGUGUAGAAGUAGAGUCGAGCUCUGUGCAGAAACUUUUCACCGCCAUAACCCUUGGCCGUUUUGAAAUUAUUGAUUUAGCAAUGCUGACGAGUUUGCCCUUAAAGCAUCGGAUUCCCAAAGAACAUCUAGCGGCUCUGGCGGGUUCUGACGUCCAGUCUCCACAACAAGAAUUAGAUUCUACUGACGCAGAUUUGGCCUCUAAAACUACAGACUGGAAUCGGUUUUUCGUUAACAUGCAAAGGCAAUAUAAAGCGCUAGAAAUAUUCGCGAAGGAUAUGGCACAUUACGAUUUUGAGACCGUUGCUGGAUUUUCCGACAUGCUAGAAGUACUCGUUCUUGUGAACAGGGAAGCUUUUUUGGAGCUAAUGUUUGACAGAAACGAGACAGAGUCUGCGGUACUGUUUUUGAGAACCAUUUUCAGAAGAUUCAUACAAUUAUGGGAGUCAAUCUUGAUUGCGCAAAAAAGUGCUUAUGCGCUCAAGCCAGAUGAUUUACUUAAACAGAUGACAAGCGUUAUGACCUCGCCUCGAGAUUCUGACGAAAUCUCUUCAACGUGGAUGGGCAGUGUACAGAAAUCAAGAGAAUCUUUGAAUGAUGCCAUUUCUGAGUUUAUAGAUCCUAAUGAUUUGGUUCCUCGGGGUCGACUUUUGACCUUACUCAGCCAAGCAGUCAAAUUUCAAAAUUCAAGAGACAUACUCAACUUCGACGACGAAGACGACGAUUCGACGGACGUCCAAGAGGGAAGAAAAUACAAUUUAUUGCAGGACAAUAAGUCAAACUCGCACAGAAUCUCUUUUCAUAAUGAAAAGAUUUUGGACCAGAACAUAGAUGAGAUUUGGUAUCUGGAAUUUUCUCCCGAUGGGAAAUAUCUGGCUAGUGCCUCAGCAGAUUCCUUAACGGAUAGAAAAGUUUUGAUCUAUGACGUUGAAAAUGGCUUUCAAAUUUACAAAGUUUUAGGAGGAAACGAUCAAUGCAUCCUCUAUUUGUCGUUUUCUCCGGACAGCAGAUACCUGGUUUCUUGUCCAUUCAAUGAAGAAGCAAAGAUUUAUGAUAUUCACAAAAAAGGUGAACCUAUUGAAAUCAUGGACUCCUCUAAAACUGUCCACACUGAAGUCAUUCAACCCGAAGCUACCUUGCAAAUUCCUGAUGCUAGAGGCAACUCUAUUGGGGGCCCACCUAGAAUCUGGUGUUGCGGCUGGUUCCACACUGAGCGCAAUAAGGACCGAUUCGUCCUCGGGUCUCCUGAUCGUGACGUUAUAAUUUAUGACACCGCAUCAAGGUCUAUAAUUUGCAAAUUGUCAGAUAUGGACAACUCUAGUGAAGGUUCCACUCAAGAGCCAUUCCCAAGGAUCCAUGAUUUGAAAAUAACUCGCGAUGAUAAACAUCUCAUCUUAAUGGCGCACGAAUAUUUUGUGGACACUUAUGAUUUGUCUUCGCUUCCACCGACAGGUCGUGAAGAUGAAAGUGGGGAUUAUGUAAUGGACAACAAUCCUAUUCAUCUUCCACGCAUAUCCCGGCUUAACAUAGGCAAGCGCAUGACUUGCAUCAGCACUCCGACACCAACCAGCGGCUGCCAUGACGCGGAUCCAUUACUUUUAAUUAAUGUCCAGCCACACGAGCUCCAGCUAUGGGACAUCAAGGAGCAAAUUUUGAUCCAAAAAUAUUAUGGUCAGCGGCAGCUUCAAUUUAUUAUUCGCUCCUGUUUUGGCUAUUAUAAUAGGCUUAUCGCGAGCGGCUCAGAAGACGGAAAGAUCUAUAUUUGGGACAGAUAUCGGGGUAAUAUUAUAGCCGUACUCGAAGGACACACUAGCGAGCGCCCAGCGCCGUCAAGUUCAACCAAGCCUUUUGGCAGAAACUGUAAUAUCGUAGUUUGGAAUCCCGUGGAUAAGACGCUGUUUGCUUCAGGAGGAGACGAUGGCCUCAUCAAAAUUUGGAGGGUGAAAAGAAAAUAA